This is a messenger RNA of Aspergillus caelatus, 1920 nucleotides long. RefSeq lists its product as uncharacterized. The transcript has a single exon. The record is from RefSeq and is a predicted model, not a curated record. The coding region runs from base 695 to 1669 and encodes 324 amino acids. NCBI's taxonomy places the organism in Eukaryota, Fungi, Ascomycota, Eurotiomycetes, Eurotiales, Aspergillaceae.
UCUGGCCGCAAUCGAUUUGGUGAAGGAAAAACCAAUAACUUGGACUAAGUAACGUUGAAACCCCUGAGAAAGAGACGCACUGAUGUUCUGCUGGCUCUACCAAAGCGAGAAGAAUAUCACUUGAAUAGGGGGGCGAAAAUACCACUCUCGCGUGUUCUUUUUAAUACGCCGCCUCCUACUUCUCCACAUCAUGACAAUCCCACUGACUUAUUCCAUUCUAUUCUCGAUUCCGGUCAACGUCUCUUGAACUUACGGCGGCGGCGGUUCGAUAGCCAAUUGAAAGUCGUUCAACGGCCUUUCCGGGCGGAACGUUAGGGACGUUCCCCACGAACUGUUCCAUUCGAUUUGCCUCCCAGUGGUUCGGUGGUUCCUAUUCAGGAGAGAGCGUUAGAAAAAAAAAAUAUUAAUUAAAAAAAGAAAACAAGAAAAAUCUCGCAGAUUGGCCACCGGGACUAGUGGCCUUAUAUCUGCCUGGAACGCUCUCCGGUGUCUUUCACACCCAACCCUAUGUUCCCAUCCGAGCGGCAUUGAUAUACCACACUGUGGCCUGCCUUCAGUCAAGGCUACAACAUUGAAUGCUGGGAGAGACAAUAGUCCCCACAAGUCACCGCGUCUGAUCCUCGAAUUAGCACUUGGCACCCCGUAUAUAUUCUCUUAGUGCCUUCGAGUCACCUUGGGACUACAGUAUAUCACAAUGUUCGAGGACUUCUCUUUCUCAUCCCCCUCGUCUACCAAGCCACCCCGCCUGGCGUUCGAUGGGGACGACAAUCUCAUGGUCGACUGCGACAGCAGCCUGAUCUCUCCUCUAUCCUCCCGAUGUCCUUCGCCUCGUUCCACCGCGACACACCGGAUUCCGAGAUCAUUGCCUCGCUCGCGGUCCUCCUACUUCCGUUCCGCUCAGCCCCCCACCUCCGUUCCCUUCUCUGCAUAUGACGACCAUCAGAAGCGUCUCUCAAUCACCACCUUGACAAGAAAAUUGCAUGAACACACCAUCAAGACCUCAAACAAUGAGACGCAGAUCGGCAGACCCGCCACCCCAACGUCGCCCCCGUCCCUUGACAUGGCCGGCCGAUUCCCGGGAUAUUUCUUGACCCCUCCAGACACAGACCACGAUGACGAGGGUUCUCUAGACUCUCCGUCGCUCACCUCUGGCUCUCUCUCCCCUCAGCCUCAGUCUCCCUUCCUGAGUCCAACAUCCGUCCCGUGUGAUCUCUUCCCGCAAACCGCGGACAUGGACCCUCUAUCCCACGCUCAGGAUAGUUGGAACGUCCGCGCCCAGCGCCAGAACAUCUCCCGUCUCCAAUGCAACCACUCCGAGUUAGAAGCCAUUCGCCGGGCCCUCAUCUCCGACGAUGAGAAGCUGACUACCACCUUCGACCCAGACGCCUGCCAUCCCAGCUCUAUCCCUCCACAAAAGUCCCCCCGCCGAAGAGCGGCCACCCUCCAGCGGAGCCGGUUCCGCCCCCAAUUAGGCCCUGGCCUUUUGGAUCCUCCCUCCUCCGACUCCAAGGGACGAAGGAUGAGCAGUGUCAUCCCCGUACAGGCGUCUCGCAUUGAGAAGAGCUACCAUUCAUCUUCGCGGGAUCUGCGGAAGAAGAGUGAGCAGGGGCUGAGACGGAAGAGUCUUGUCAGUGCUGCAUUGGCGUCCAUGGUGGAGAAGGAAUGCUGAAAAAUAUUCUUGUUCUCGGUUUAUUUUCUGUUUGGGAUCUUUCUUUCCGAUGGAUAUAUUUCACUUUCUCAUCUUCUAUUCUUUUUUCUUUUCAAUGUCGUUACUUGUACAUAUUUGAGGUAGAUACCCUGAUUGUGUGAUUCUCGGUUUGGUUAAUAUCGGCGGUAUGGAGGUAAGGGUUCUGGUGAAAAGGUCCACAGCACAGUUGAUUCGGGUUUACAGGCAUAGACGAAUUUGAAAAAUCAGGCUAU